Molecule: messenger RNA, 645 nt
Organism: Pocillopora verrucosa
Lineage: Eukaryota; Metazoa; Cnidaria; Anthozoa; Scleractinia; Pocilloporidae
Source: RefSeq, a predicted model, not a curated record
AUGAAUCGCAAGGUUGGAUUUCGACCACCAACAAAGAGACGAGCCCCUAGCAUGGAUUGUUCAUAUUUGGAAUCCAAAGUGAAUCGUCCAAUCUUCUACCCGUGUGACACCACACGAUUCUUGUAUGGACACUUGCCACCGGAGUUGAUGAUAAUACAACCUUACAACAUAACAGAGGGCAGUGUCACGGGAAAUUUGCCUUUUUAUUGCUACAAUGGACACUUCUUUAAACCUAAAACAGAACGAAUUGCCUUUAAACAAGCAAACCAUACAAGUAAACACAAUCCAGCGGAUAAAGAUAAGGUAGUCUUUGACGUCCCUAUUGCAACUGCUGAUCCGGGCACUUCCUCAGUUCGGGUGAAGAGGGAGAAACCAGACUCUCCCCAAGCCUCCGCUCGGGCCGUGACGAAUCCCAAGUCUACUCCUUUUCCGAGCAUGGUUCAUAUGCGGAUUCAUACUGGCGAGAAACCUUUCCAGUGCCGGUUCUGUUCGAAACAAUUCGCUCAAUCCGGGAACCUUUCUUCUCAUGAAAGGAUCCACACAGGUGAAAAGCCAUUUGAAUGCAAGUACUGCGGAAAACGUUUCACCCAGUCCUCCGCGCAGAAAAGCCAUAUGAUGACUCAUAUUAACAAGCAACUGCUAUGA